GUAUUCCAGUGGUUUUUUGUGUUUUUCUUACUAUCCCAACCAUGAUGUCCGAAGUGCUGCAUCGAUCCGUUUCCAUUGGGAGUAGAAGAGCCCCCGAUCCGGUCGACCAAUUCCUGGAGCAGCACCUUCUCUACCGGAAGCACAUGGUGAUGGACCCCUCGUGCUUAUUCCGCGUGAUCGCCGAGCAGGUCUAUGACAACCAGAUGCUGCACCACGAGGUCCGCAUGGAGUGCGUUCGCUACAUGUUCCGGAAAAGGCGCAGUUUCCGGCGAUUUGUGAGUGGCGACUAUGACGAGUAUCUGUGGCAGCUGGAGAUGGCCAGGACGGCGGGCACCAUGCUGGAGCUGCGCGCCCUGGGCCACCUUUACCGUCGGAACAUCAUUAUCUACAAACCCUUCGAUCUGGGCCAUCUGGUCAUCCAGCGCAAGGGCUACCCAGAGACCCUAAGGAUCUUUGUUGGCAACCGCGGGCAAUUUGACUCCGUGCUUGAGAAGUCGGAGAUCGAGAUGGCCGCCAUUGCCCAGGCCGUGGCCUUCAAGAUGCUCUACAAGCAUUUCUUCCGCCUGCCGGACAUCGAUCUUGCCGUGGAAUGGAUGCUCUAUCCGCAGACUUUUAGAUGGGGCACCGACUUGGAGUUCGAUCCUUGCGGCAAUGUCAUCCGUUUGCUCUGCAGCAAUGGUCGCAGUUUCACGCUGGAUCGCCCCGAGAACACCAGUUGUAUCCUGGCCAACUAUCAGGACUGCCCGUUCCAUAAUCCCUGCAUAAAGAUUGGCCGUUUCAUGAUGUCCUGCAUGCGGCGUCUUCUCGAGCGAAGACGCGCACCCAUCACCUAUAUGACAGCCAAGUCCCUGGAUCCCUAUAUCUAUCGCAACGUGGAGCUUAAUUGCCUGAAGGAUCUUCGCGAAGCGAAUAAUUCCGAUGUCUAUAAAGGCGACUAUGACUUCAAGGUGGGAGCCAAGUGCCAGGUGGAGUUAGAGGCCAGCCGGCGGCUUAGUGUUUGCCAUAUCCAGGCCAUCAAUGAAGAUAAAUCCUCCUGUCUGGUGUUUGUCGAGGGGCAGGGCAAAUUUCAAGACGUGCCGUAUAGGAAUCUACAUCCUAUGCCGCCAAACGAAUUUCAACCUUGGGAUUGUCAGCCCAAGGAGCGGAUCAGCCGAAAUCGGCGCUACCAGUUGAGACGCAUAGCGAGGCAGAGGCAAAAAGCGGCCAAUCCGCAGGUGCAAGGACAAAUAAAUCAUCGCCAAAACUUCAAAAAGGCUGCCCCAGGUCCCAAAAAGCUGUCUCACCCGACUCCGCCUGUUAAAUGUCAUCAAGUUGAAUCUCGGCCUGACCAACAGAUUGCUACGGCUCCGGCUGUCCCUCAGUUAUCCACGCCUCCACCGCAGGCCAUUGCCCGCCCGGUUUUUCUACCGGCUCCACCGCCCCUUUUUGGCCCUCUUGGACCAAAACUGAUAAUUCGUCCUCCCGUGCCAAUCUUCUUCGUUACACCACCACGAGCUGAAGCUCCAACAGGCCUGAUGGCGCUUCCUUUUGUUGUUCGCAACUCUUCCGUGAUGAUCAAUUCGGUUAAUAAGCCCAACCCGCCUCCUACAUAG
This is a messenger RNA of Drosophila suzukii, 1592 nucleotides long. RefSeq names its product deubiquitinase otu. Lineage: Eukaryota; Metazoa; Arthropoda; Insecta; Diptera; Drosophilidae. The record is from RefSeq and is a predicted model, not a curated record.